This is a messenger RNA of Capra hircus (goat), 3094 nucleotides long. It is a transcript of the gene DUSP18, whose product is annotated as dual specificity phosphatase 18. The transcript is spliced from 2 exons. Gene Ontology annotation, molecular function: MAP kinase tyrosine/serine/threonine phosphatase activity. The record is from RefSeq and is a predicted model, not a curated record. Gene Ontology annotation, biological process: protein dephosphorylation. Lineage: Eukaryota; Metazoa; Chordata; Mammalia; Artiodactyla; Bovidae. Bases 483 to 1049 code for a protein of 188 amino acids.
UGGGCGUUGCCCGGAAGCCUGCGGAUGAGGCGGGAUUGUCCCUUCGCGACUGCCGUGGCGCCGCCCGGUGCGUUGCCAUGGAGACGGGCUGGGCGAGAACUAGUGGGCUGCGGCACGCAGAGCCCCGACCCUACUUCUCGACUAGGACUGCUGGGGUUCCCGCGUGAUCGCAGGGCGGUGGCCGGUGAGUCCGGGCCCGGCAGCUCCAGGACGGGGAAAACGAGGCCGGGGUUUCUCCGGAGACCCGGCACAGCCCAUCUCUUUCCGCAACAAGGGACCAUUGCUAUGGAAACCGGAGCCCCGGGCCGGCGGGGACAGUGGCUCGUGGGUCGUGACCGAUCUUCUCUUACCCGGAGACGCUCGCCCAAAGAUGCUUCCUGAAUGCACUUGCCCUCCCGCCCGCGAGAGAGAGUUUUCCAUGGACACAGCCUAGCAGGAAGAGGCCGCCUCUAUGUCUCACGGGCCGCUGACCCACCGGCCCAAUGACAGCAUCCCCGUGUGCCUCCCCGGUUCCAUUCCGGCAGCCCUCGGUCAGCGGCCUCUCACAGAUCACCAGCAGCCUGUAUAUCAGCAGCGGGGUGGCCGCCAACAACAGGCUCAUGCUGUCCAGCAACCGCAUCAGCACGGUCAUCAACGUCUCAGUGGAGGUGGUGAGCGCCUUGUACGGGGACAUCCACUACGUGCAGGUGCCCGUGGCCGACACGCCCACCUCGCGGCUCUGUGACUUCUUCGACCCCAUCGCAGACCACAUCCACAGCGUGGAGAUGAAGCAGGGCCGCACGCUGCUGCACUGCGCCGCCGGCGUGAGCCGCUCGGCCGCCCUCUGCCUCGCCUAUCUCAUGAAGUACCACGCCAUGUCCCUGCUGGACGCCCACACGUGGACCAAGUCCUGCCGGCCCAUCAUCCGGCCCAACAACGGCUUUUGGGAGCAGCUCAUCCACUAUGAGUUCCAGCUAUUUGGCAGGAACACCGUGCGCAUGGUCAGCUCCCCCGUGGGCAUGAUCCCUGACAUCUAUGAGAAGGAGGUGCGUCUAAUGAUUCCACUCUGAGCCAUUCGGCCAGCAUGUGCCCCAGGGUCACCGAUCUUCCACCAGGAUCUGUGCUCAGACACCCUCCUUUUGUCAAUACAGGAAAACCAGGUGACGCCUUUUAUAAGGGCAAGGAAAAAGGAAGGGUGCUGUAAGUUCUUAAUCUUAUCAUUCACAUCUUUAAAGAGUCAGCUUACUACAUGUAAGAUGGUGAAGAUAAGUUUUCUUCCCAGGGAGUGACAGGUCAUGGCUGCUGACCAGAGGGGAGGGUGAACCAGGUGGUACCCAGGUCAAGUGGACCAGUGCCCAGUGCACGUAGCAAGCCUGAUGGGCUGACUAACCCAGGAAUGAGUCUUUCACAAUCCUGCCUCAUUCUUUCGAACCCAAAGCCGGCCUUAAGCAUCAUGGCACCUCCUGUGCUUCUCACAGUUUAGGUGCCAACCUACUGGAUGAGUAGCCUUCAAGCAGUGUUCCAGAAACUCUGGGAGCCCCAAGGCAACCCUGCUUUCACCUUUAGCCACCAUUGUCCAACUCUGGUUUUCUGGAUUGAUUGGACUUACACAUAAGAUUGUUUUCAAAGGAAGUGUUCUGUUGUGUAAAAUUUUUUUUUAACUUUUUUUUUUUUUGAGCAUUGCUCUGCAUGGCAAGCUCUUCUCCAGCUUUUGAUGAAAGGUGACAUUGGUCUCUGUCUCGGGCCACGUGUGGAGAGCAGGUCUGACAUCGGCCCUCAGCCCAGAAGGUUGGAGCUGUGAACCGACACGCAGCCUUGUCACCUCCUGCUCAUGUGACCGGUGACCUCUUGGAGCCUGAGUUUCCUCAUCCCAGUGAUGACAGCUCUUUCCUCCUAGGGUCGUCGUGAAGAUCAGUGCUUCUUUAGCACGGUGCCCCAGCGCGAUAGGUGCUUGGUGUAACCAACCGCUCUCCGCACGAAUGAUGCGCUGGCCCCGCUGGCCCGGGUCUGAGUCAUCCUCCCAACAGCAGCUCCCCGCAUCUGUGCACAGCCCCUUAUUGCUCAGAAAGUGCUCUUUCCAAAAGUUGUCCUGCAUGGGGAAAAAACGAUUUCAGUCUUCCCGCACUCCUGCCUUGCAGGAGGCCUAGAUCUCGGAGCCCUUUCAGGUUUCCCACUGUCUUUAACCCCUGUGUCACCUGGGAGUCCUAGAACAAGGAGCUUCUCCCAAAGGGCCUUGUUUAGAUCACCGGCCAUGAGCGCCAGCUCUGGCCUAGCUGGCCGCCGGGGUCCACAGGGGCGUGUGCCAAAGGGGUGAGUGAGCGAGCCCCACCUGAAGGUCCUGAAAUCCAGGGUGGGCCCAGGGUGUGCAAGGAUCUGGGCCAAGACCAGCUAUUCUAACCCAGAGGUUUUCAGACCAAAGGACAAGUGCUCCAUCUGGGUCCAGAGCCCGGUGGGGGCCAAACACGCCUUCUCUCCACACCCACCCCUCCCCUGCUUUCACAAAGAGCCUGCCCACGGGUAUCAUUUUAGGGUCUGGGGAGACCAGUCUCAUUUUCUCGAUGAAUAAACAGACCCACAAACGCCAGGGCUGGUGUGGUGAGGGCUCCACAAAGCAGAAGAAACCCAUCUGAAAGAAACCCAGGUGGGAAAUUUCUUUGAAAGCAUUUUUUUUUUUUUUAAGAGAAGUUUAUUUGAGUAUAUUUUGUUUCAGGUUCUAAAAUGGCUAAACUAACAUACCAUAAAAGUAACUGUCUCCUGCGUAAGGUUCUGUGUGUUUUACCACAUUUGUGCCACCACCCCCGAAGUCAGGGUGCAGAGCAGUCCCGUCACCGCAGAAUUCCCUUACGCUGCCCCUUCGCCCCACCCCAGCCACUGGCAAACCCGUCUGCGUUCUCCAUCCGUAUAGAUUUGCCUUUUCCAGAAGGUCACAGACGCAGAUCACAGCGGGUGUGGCCUCUGGAGCCUGGCUUCUCUGAGUGUGUGCGAGGCUCACGCGUGUUGCCUCUCGGGGCCGUGUGCUGUCCCUUGCCGCGGUUCAUUUCUCUUUCACAAACCACUGAAGGAUAUUUGCCUUGUUUCCAGUUUUUGGCAAUUUUCAAUAAAACUGCUACAAAUA